AUGCUGGCCGACGCUGGCUGGCGACUCGAGUCCGACACCUGGAGCUCAAGAGUGCUGCGCUUUUUUGGCUGUCACUCCUUUGGCGAGGCGACGGCACUCGGCAGCGAGUCGGUGCCAGCUGCGCCGCCCGUGCCACCGCCGGAUGCGCCACGAGUCCUACUCCUUGACCCCGGGUCUGGCGACGCGUGCGAGGCGCUGCAAGGCUGCUUCCGGGUGUACCUGGCCGUCGAUCCGUCGUACGACAUCCAGGCGGCCGCACUCCCGCGCCCACCGCACUCCCUCUCCCGCCGCACCUCGGUCAAGCGGUACCCGCCCAACUGGAGGUCGAUGCCUAGAGACCUCGAGACUGGUGUACGCCUGAGCUAG
Messenger RNA from Emiliania huxleyi CCMP1516, 366 nucleotides. RefSeq lists its product as hypothetical. The transcript is spliced from 3 exons. The coding region runs from base 1 to 366 and encodes 121 amino acids. Lineage: Eukaryota; Haptophyta; Isochrysidales; Noelaerhabdaceae. The record is from RefSeq and is a predicted model, not a curated record.